This is a messenger RNA of Metarhizium album ARSEF 1941, 996 nucleotides long. RefSeq lists its product as uncharacterized. NCBI's taxonomy places the organism in Eukaryota, Fungi, Ascomycota, Sordariomycetes, Hypocreales, Clavicipitaceae. The transcript has 2 exons. The coding region runs from base 1 to 996 and encodes 331 amino acids. The record is from RefSeq and is a predicted model, not a curated record.
AUGAGGUGGACAGAAGCUUUUUGGUCAUUCUGUCGCGAUGAACGGGUGCAUCUGGCCACCAUUGGCCUCGCAACGUUUGGCCUUGUCCGCACGAUAACUGCCGUCUUGACCAUCGUUCGCGAUGGCAACGAAAUUCCACCAAAAGAACCCAAAACUCAAUACAUCACUCAGGAAACGGAAGAUGCUCUCAAGCUCGAUACUUUGGAAAAGCUGUUGAUGCAUCCAAACUUUUCCGUCAGGGAAGUCGCUACCAAGAUAUUGUGCGAUAGAGCCAUCAACGACGAUGAAACUCUCUUUAUGCUUCUUUAUGGAAUAACUCGGCCAGACUACGAAGAGCGUAUGAGAUGCCUUCGAGCUCUUGCUCUGCUGACUGGACAGACCAUGGGUCUUGAUGGUCUAAGACAGCUGAAUAACAGCAAGGCGUACUCGGCAUUGGUGAGGUCGCUGGAACUGAGUCUUGAAGAUGUAGAACUUCCAGACUUGACUAAUAAUCACUGGGACGAAUAUUAUCUCCGUGACAUGGCCGAGAGAUUUUGCCUCAUGUUCGUCCACGAGCUCAUCAGCAAAUAUGGGAGCAAUGCACUUAUCAAGGCCAAGUUUGUGGAAAAGUGGCUUGCAAAACAGAAAUGGGGGGACGAUCCGGCUGUGCGCCGCCACAAUUUCAAGGCAUAUAUGGACCUUAAAGACAAUAGGCUCGUGGAAAUUGUUGACCGAAUAAAACAUUCCAAGAGAGGUUUGAAGGCUUUGGAAGAGGCUGGUUUGAUCGAAGUUUCCAGGAGGCGGAUUGGAACGCCGGAUAUCAUUAUGGAGAUUGAAGAGGAAAUUCACGGGCAAACCCACGCUUCCACGAACCGAAUUCGAAGACCCAUGCGAGAGACUUCUGUGGAGGAGCAGCGGCUUCGACGCCAACACCGCGAAGCGAUGGUCCUCAAUGAUGGUACGAGACCUCUCGGAAGAGAAGACAUCAUAGAAAGGGACCAUGAAUCGACAACAUGA